Messenger RNA from Wasmannia auropunctata (little fire ant), 1242 nucleotides. Its product is annotated as odorant receptor 82a-like. The record is from RefSeq and is a predicted model, not a curated record. Gene Ontology annotation, biological process: sensory perception of smell; detection of chemical stimulus involved in sensory perception of smell. Gene Ontology annotation, cellular component: plasma membrane. NCBI's taxonomy places the organism in Eukaryota, Metazoa, Arthropoda, Insecta, Hymenoptera, Formicidae. The coding region runs from base 1 to 1242 and encodes 413 amino acids. The transcript has 5 exons. Gene Ontology annotation, molecular function: odorant binding; olfactory receptor activity.
AUGACGGCCGCACCCGAGUCUGACGGGCCGACGUCGUCGGCUCCGUGUCGCCGUAACGAGCAUCACGAUUACAGUCUUCAGCUGAAUCGCUGGUUCCUGAAGCCGAUCGGCGCCUGGCCGGAGUCGCGCGCCACCACGACCGCCGAGAGGCUCCUGUCGCGUGUCAUCCAGACAACGUGCUACGCCCUCAUAGCGUUCACAGUCGUGCCCUGCAUGCUGUACUUCUAUUUCGAGGAGCAGGAUGAUCUCGAUACCAAGAUGAACUCGGUGGGGCCGGUGAGCCAUUGGAUCAUGAGCGGGAUAAAUUACACCUCCCUGCUGUGGCGCGGCGAGGACAUACGUCGCUGCAUCGAGCACAUGGAGAGCGACUGGUGCACGGUGAGCAGACGUGCGGAUCGCGCCGCGAUGCUGAGACACGCCAAGUUCGGCCGAUCCGUGGCCGGGUUCUGCGCCGUUUUCAUGCACGGCGGCGUGUUCUCGUACAGCGUGGUGAACAGUCUAACGCCGCCGAUCGUUGACGCGACCGGCAAUGGCACCGUCUCGGCGCCGAGGCGGCUGCCCUGCCCGUUCUACAGCAAGUUGCUGGACACCAGCCGCGAUCCGGCGAACGAGAUCGUGCUGCUGAUGCAAUUCCUCUCGGGUUUCGUGGCCAAUUCCAUCACGGUCGGCGCGUGCAGCCUCGCUGCGGUGUUCGCGAUGCACGUGUGCGGCCAAUUCGCCGUGCUCUACAUGUGGCUGAAUGAGUUGAUUGACGAGGGCAAGGACGAGCGUACCGCCGAGCGUAAACUGGCGAACAUAGUCGAGCAUCAUCUACGCGUGCUAAAUUUUGUAUCACGCUUCGAAAAAAUCAUGAAUCAAAUAUGCAUGGUGGAAUUAGUUGGAUGCACGUUGAAUUUGUGCUUGCUCGGCUACUGUUCCAUUAAGGAAUGGAACGCAAGAAACACGAAGACUAUAACAACAUACGGACUUGUGUUCGUAUCUGUGUCUUUUAAUAUCUUUAUAUUUUGUUACAUCGGUGAGAUAAUCACGGAGCAGUGUAAAAAGGUUGGCGAAAUGGCUUACUUUACCAACUGGUACCGUCUACCUCAUAAAACUGCUCUCGGCAUGGUGCUAAUAAUAUCCAGAUCCAGUGUUGUGAUUAAAAUUACUGCCGGAAAAUUGGUUCAACUCUCUUUAAUAACAUUUGGCGAUGUGAUUAAAACUUCUGCAGCAUAUUUGAAUAUACUUCGUAAAAUAAUAUAA